Cynara cardunculus var. scolymus (artichoke) is the source of this 1950-nucleotide messenger RNA. RefSeq names its product D-lactate dehydrogenase [cytochrome], mitochondrial. The transcript has 18 exons. The coding region runs from base 1 to 1710 and encodes 569 amino acids. Gene Ontology annotation, cellular component: mitochondrion. The record is from RefSeq and is a predicted model, not a curated record. Gene Ontology annotation, biological process: lactate catabolic process. Gene Ontology annotation, molecular function: FAD binding; D-lactate dehydrogenase (NAD+) activity; D-lactate dehydrogenase (cytochrome) activity. Lineage: Eukaryota; Viridiplantae; Streptophyta; Magnoliopsida; Asterales; Asteraceae.
AUGGCGUUUUCCAACUGGUUCUCUCGUCUGCGAUCGUCUUAUAAACCCAACAAAUUCAUUCAAAACUCCUUCAUCCAUUCCAAACACACCCCUCAAUCACGCAGUUUAGAGAACACAGUUAUAAUCAACUCAAACAACAGCAACAAACAAUCAUGGAGGAGUUUUUUGCUUCCCAUUGUUCUCGCCGUCUCCGGUGGCUCUUUUGCAUUCCAUUUACAGAAAAACGCAUCUCUAUGCGAUGCCCCUAACCACCAAGAAAGAGUUGGGCGAAUUGGGGGAAAAGAUAGCACGAAGUAUGUGGUAAAGGGCACUUAUAAGCCAGUCCCAUCUGAACUCAUCAGGGAACUGAAGGCCAUAUGUCAAGAUAACAUGACAUUGGAUUAUGAUGAAAGAUACUUCCAUGGGAAACCACAAUACAGCUUUCACAAAGCAGUCAAUAUCCCUGAUGUGGUUGUGUUUCCGAGGUCUGAAGAUGAAGUGUCCAAGAUUGUUCGAUCUUGUAACAGACAUAAGGUCCCUAUUGUACCAUAUGGUGGAGCUACAUCAAUUGAGGGUCACACUUUAUCUCCUAAUGGAGGUGUUUGCAUUGACAUGACUCUAAUGAAACAUGUUAAAGCUUUACAUGUUGAGGACAUGGAUGUUGUUGUGGAGCCUGGGAUUGGAUGGAUGGAACUUAAUGAAUACCUAGCUCCUUAUGGUCUAUUCUUUCCUCUUGACCCCGGACCUGGAGCAACCAUUGGAGGGAUGUGUGGGACGCGUUGUUCUGGUUCUUUAGCUGUUAGGUAUGGAACCAUGCGUGACAACGUCAUCAAUCUCAAGGCUGUCUUAGCAGAUGGAGAGGUUGUCAAGACUGGAUCUCGUGCUCGAAAAAGUGCUGCUGGGUAUGAUCUUACUCGGCUCAUGAUUGGCAGUGAAGGCACCCUGGGUGUGAUAACAGAAGUUACACUGCGCCUGCAGAAAAUUCCGCAACAUUCAAUUGUUGCCAUGUGCAAUUUUCCUACCAUCAAAGAUGCAGCUGAUGUUGCAAUAGCAGCUAUGUUGUCUGGCAUACAAGUGUCCAGGGUGGAGCUGUUAGAUGAGGUUCAAGUGAAGGCUGUCAAUAUUGCCAAUGGGAAAGACUUGCCCGAAUUUCCAACUUUGAUGUUUGAAUUUAUCGGCACAGAAGCAUAUACACGUGAGCAGACACUUAUAGUUCAGAAGAUUGUAUCUGAGCAUAGUGGCUCGGACUUCGUUUUUGCAGAAGAUGCAGAAACUAAAAAGGAACUUUGGAAGAUAAGGAAAGAGGCUCUCUAUGCCUGCUUAGCAAUGGCGCCUAAUUUUGAAGCAAUGACAACGGAUGUAUGUGUUCCCUUAUCACAACUUGCUGGACUAAUAUCUAAAUCUAAAGAAGAGCUAGAUGCUUCAUCGCUGCUAUGCAUGGUGAUUGCUCAUGCUGGAGAUGGUAACUUUCACACUGUGAUUUUGUUCGAUCCAGCAGACGAGGAACAGCGCAAAGAAGCUGAAAGAUUGAACAAUUUUAUGGUUCAUGCUGCUCUAUCAAUGGACGGUACAUGUACUGGAGAACAUGGCGUAGGCACGGGGAAAGUGAAGUAUCUUGAAAAAGAACUUGGAGUAGAGAAUUUGAGGGCAAUGAAAAAGAUAAAGGCUGCUUUGGAUCCCAACAACAUCAUGAAUCCUGGAAAGCUUAUUCCCCCACAUAUUUGUUUCUAAUGGAGAUUCAUAGAUACAAGACACUCCAAGUCUCUUGUUGUUAAUCUCGCCAUACGUCUUCAGUUUGAAUCUCGUGAAGGCCUUUAGGGUUUUCCUAGUUGUUACAAAAUAUUUUACAUAUGUACAAAUUGUUACAUAUUGUAUGUGUUUGCAAGCCAGAUGAGACAACUGCUCUACCCCCUAAUGUUUGGUUUUCAAGAAUUCAGUAUUCCUCUUGCGAGGGUAUGCAAUCUUGACUAA